Messenger RNA from Anopheles aquasalis, 732 nucleotides. RefSeq lists its product as uncharacterized. The record is from RefSeq and is a predicted model, not a curated record. Lineage: Eukaryota; Metazoa; Arthropoda; Insecta; Diptera; Culicidae.
AUGUCCACACGGGAGCGACUCGACUAUGCGUACAUUCAGGUGAAGACGUAUUACAAGUACACUACUUUUCAAACGUUUCCCGUCGAAACGACCGUCGAGAAUGCCACGUAUAACGUACUGUUCUGGCUAGUGGAGAGAUUCUUACCGAAAUCGAUGCCAGCAGGCGAUUAUCGUUUGGAUGCGUGGUUCCGCAUGCACGACAAUGUGACCGUCUUCGCCAAUGAUACGAAGGAGUUCACAAUGCGUGUGUCGCGAUACGUUUGCGUAGAGACACCGUACCAGAGGAGCCACCUAAAUUACUGUAGAUCGCAACUGAGACGCAAUCAGCCAACUCUUUUCAACAUAUCCGUUCAUGUACCAGAGCGUCUCGACUAUAUGUACAUUCAGGUGAAGACGUAUUACAAGUACAAUACUUUUCAAACGUUUCCUGUCGAGGUGGUCGUCGAGGUGUGCUCUUUCCUUCGCAAUCCUUCACCGGAUGUCAUCUCUCGACACAUACUAUCGGUUUUGAUAGAGCUGAUGCCCGCGUACGCACAUCACUGUCCUCAUGGGAACGUAACGUAUAACGUGUUGUUCUGGCUGGAGGAGAGAUUCUUACCGAAAUCGAUGCCAGCAGGCGAUUAUCGGUUGGAUGCGUGGUUCCGCAUGCACGACAAUGUGACCUUUUUCGCAUACAAAGUCUUCAUUACAAUCCGACGCAAAGGAGUGUUCCGCUCGAUGAUCGAUUGGUAA